AUGAUCCUAAAUAGCUCACGUCGCUUCCACGUCUUUGUCUUGACACUAUCUGUUGUAAUCUACAGCGCCUUUUGCUCGUCGCUGCCUGAUGCUGCAAACAUUACGCUGACCAUGAACGCUGUGGACCAGGAUUUCUGUGACUCAACAAAGCAGCUAAGUGGUUACUUCAAGAUCACGGGCUCCAAGUCAAAGAAUUACUUUUACUGGUUCUUCGAGUCACGAGGAUCCCCUUCCACUGAUCCUUUGAUCAUCUGGCUCACUGGUGGCCCUGGUUGCAGCUCUAUCUUGGCGUUACUUCAGGAGAACGGUCCAUGUUCGGUCAACGAUGACUUGUCGCUCAAGCGGAACCCUUUUUCGUGGACAGAGCGUGCUAAUGUCAUGUGGAUUGAUCAGCCAGUGGGUGUGGGGUUUAGCUAUGGAGACGUGAGUGAAUACGAUACGACGGAAAAGGAAGUGGGUGACGACAUGUUUUACUUUUUACAGGAAUUCUUCAAAGCCAAACCGGAGUACAAGGACCUGCCCUUCUAUGUCUUUGGAGAGAGCUAUGCUGGUCACUAUGUGCCUGCUAUUGCCCAUCGGAUCUUUACGGGCAACAACAACCACGAGGGAUUCGUGCACAUUAAUUUACAAGGCUUUGGCAUUGGUAAUGGUCUUACGGACCCAGAGGUGCAGUACAAGUACUAUCCGGACAUGGCGUACAAUAAUACGUAUGGAAUCAAGGCAGUGUCGUAUCCCGUCUAUCUGGCGAUGAAAGCGGCCGUGUCACCAUGUGUAGCUAUGAUCUCUAGCUGCCAGUCGACCAAAGUAGCGUGUCUGGCGGCGCAGACAUUCUGUAAUGCUGCGCUAGUGACGCCGUACACAGCGUCGGGCUUGAAUGUGUAUGACAUUCGAGCCAAGUGUGAGCAUUUUCCUAUGUGUUACGACUUCAGUCACGUGGAAAAGUUUUUGAGGCUUGAAAACACGUUGGAGAAGCUACAUGUGAGUCCGAAGAGCUCCAAGUGGCAGAGCUGCAACAUGGCAGUCCACGCGGGCUUUUCAUUCGACUGGAUGAAGAAUUUUCAGCAGCUUGUGCCACCAAUGCUUGAGGCAGGCAUUCGAGGGUUGGUCUAUGCAGGCGACGCUGAUUUCAUCGUAAACUGGAUGGGCUGCAAGGCGUGGACGCUGCAGCUGCCAUGGAGCAAGCACAACGAGUUUCUGGCUGCUGAAGAUAAGGACUGGUACGUGGAUGGCAAGAAGGCUGGCAGGAUUCGUCAAAUUGGGCCAUUUGGUUUUCAGCAAGUGUAUGAGGCUGGGCACAUGGUUCCUCUUGACCAACCCAAGAACGCGCUGGCAAUGCUUAAGGCCUUUACGUUGCCUAAGGAGCAAAAUGGUGAAAACGAAUAUCUUGUGGAUAAUGCAGAGCAACAGUCGUUGGACAAGGAGGUGCUGACUAAGGACGAAAGCGUCAUGAGCAUCAUGUAA
Messenger RNA from Peronospora belbahrii, 1461 nucleotides. The record is from the annotation of a GenBank genome assembly. Lineage: Eukaryota; Oomycota; Peronosporomycetes; Peronosporales; Peronosporaceae.